AUGAUCAUAUUGGAUUAAUAAAUGAAGGAAAACGAAAAUAUAGAAGAUGAAUCUGAAGAUAAGUAUGAAGUAAAAAGGGAUAUAUUAGAUAAUUAUAUGUACCUUUAUUUCCUAUGAGAAAGAAACCAUCCAUAGGAUCUAAUUAAAUAAAUUCUUAAUCUACAUCAUAAUCAACAUAAAUGCUUACUUAGUUUAGAAGUCUGUAAAAUUCUAAUGAGAAAAGAGAAUUGGAAGUAACAAUAAUUAAAGAACUUAUGAAAGAUAAACGAUCAACUUAAUUCUAUGCUGUGCAAGAUAAUUGGAUUACAUAAUAUAAAUAAUAUUUAUAUCAAAAUGGUCAAAGACCAGGUAUUUUAGAUAAUAAUAACUGUACUUAAUAUAUUAUAGUAAAUGAGGCCAUCUGGAUAUUUUUUAAAUAAGAAUAUUAAGCUCAUCCAGAUAUAAUUUGUAAAUAAAAACAUUCAAGAACUAAUGAUAAAAGAUCGAAAACAGUUGAACCUAUUGUAAAUCCUUAAUCUGUCUCUACUUCUUAAUCAACUUAUGAAUUGCCACUUAUUGGAAUGAAAAAUGAUUCCUACUAUUGUUAUAUGCAUUCAGGAUUAUAAUCUUUAUUAAGUAUUGCAGAUCUUAACUACUUUAUUAUUAAAUAUAUUCAAAGAAUUUCUAAAUAAUAAAUCUUUGAUAAAAGAAAGUUUAAUACUCUUUCAUUUACCAAAGCCUAUUUUGAUUUAAUUGAUUAAAUCAAAUCUAAUACUUUUCCUAUUAAAAUUAAUCCAAUUAAAACAUUUAUAAUUAAUCAGUUUCAUCCUAAAAAUUAACAUGAUUGUCAUGAAUUCUUACUUUAUUUGUUGGGGCAUAUAGAAGAUGAAAUUUUAAAUUUUAAUAAAGAAACUAAAUCUACAUAUAUAAAUUUUAUUGAGUAAAUCUUUAAAGGUAGCAAACUUUAUAUUUAAUAGGAAAAAUUUAGACUACAAUUCUAUGUCAACUGUGUAAAAAUAAAGUCAAAUAAAUUGAACCAUUUUUAACCUUAUCAUUAGCCAUCUCUUAAUCUAAAACUCUUGAUUAAUGUUUGGAUGAAUUUUUAAAAGAAGAGACACUUCGAGAUUACUAAUGUGCAAAAUGUUAAUCAUUGUGUAUUAAGACCUUAUAAGUUGUAUCUAUUCCAUAAAUACUUGUAUUGCAUUUAAAAAGAUUCUAAUUUAUGCCAUAAUGUCAUAAAAAUAACAAAAAUAUAACAUAUCCUAUUGAUAUUCUAAAUUUUGCUAAUCGAACAUUUAGACUUCGGGCAGUCAUUGUGCACACUGGCAAUUUAUAAUCGGGUCACUAUUUUACUUUUGCUAAAAGAUAUCAUUAAUGGUUUUUAUUUAAUGAUGAAACUGUCAAAGCAGCUACCAAAAAAUAAGUGCUCCUGUAAGCAGCAUAUAUCCUUUUCUACUAAAUUAAUGAAAAUCCAUGA
Paramecium sonneborni is the source of this 1456-nucleotide messenger RNA. The record is from the annotation of a GenBank genome assembly. Lineage: Eukaryota; Ciliophora; Oligohymenophorea; Peniculida; Parameciidae.